Scaptodrosophila lebanonensis is the source of this 5182-nucleotide messenger RNA. RefSeq names its product polycomb protein Sfmbt (gene Sfmbt). The coding region runs from base 493 to 4389 and encodes 1298 amino acids. The transcript is spliced from 9 exons. NCBI's taxonomy places the organism in Eukaryota, Metazoa, Arthropoda, Insecta, Diptera, Drosophilidae. Gene Ontology annotation, cellular component: nucleus. Gene Ontology annotation, biological process: heterochromatin formation; regulation of DNA-templated transcription. Gene Ontology annotation, molecular function: zinc ion binding. The record is from RefSeq and is a predicted model, not a curated record.
UGCCAAAAACUUGCGUAAAGCCUCUUAAAAUUCAAGAAAAACAGUUGAAAAUGUGUUAAAUUAAAGAGCAAUUCGUUGGAUGACUAACAUUUGUGCAACAAAUCACAUAAAACGUGACUAAAUCUUUAACAUUUUAGUGCAGUCUAGAAGCAGCGGAAGUCGUUAAUCAUUACCCUUGCGGUCUCAACAGCACUCUCACAUGCGCAGGAGCUGUGUUGUGUGGACAAUAUAAUAAUAAUAAAAAAUAAAGCAAACAAACAGGCGCUGGCUGUUCUUAUCCAUAUGGCCUUGUGCUGCAAGGAGUUGCAACUAAGCAAUUUCACAGGGAAACGACCAACACGGAACAUGGUAGUGUGAGUGCGUUGCGUGUACUUGUGCGCGUCAUUGUUGCAGUUCAAAUGCCUAGCCGCUUAAAUUAACAGAAAUAGAACGUGGUCGUGUCAGAGACAUAAAUGUUUAUGCGUUUUAUGUAGUAGUAAAGCAAAACAUACAAUGAAUCCGUCGGAAUUGCGUAUGAUGUGGAUGAGCAGUCAAUACAACUCUGAGCGAAUUUCACUGGAGGAUGCUGCUACAAUGCUUGGUCACCCAUCUGUAGGUCUUUCUGUUAUGGAGGAUAUGACACAUCAACCAACUUUGGAUCUCAAUCCAAUGAUGAGCAUUGUUGGGGGGGAUUUCACGGGCCAGGCUGCGGUAGCUGCUGCCGCUUUGGGCAUGCAGCCGGGCACCUUUAUAGCAAAUAAUACCAACAAUCUAUACGGGUUUGCCCAUAUGGGUGGCCUGCAGCAGCAAUUGCUGCAACAGAGCGCGGCAGCUGUUUUUCAAAAUUAUUCUGGUGUCAUGGACGAUGAUGAGACCAUUGGCGGUGGCGGAAAUUCGGUAAUUGGUGCUGGUAGCACCUUGAUGGGCGACGAUGGCGGCGUUGGCAUUGGCUCCACGGCAAUGGAUGAUGACCAGCAGGUCUACGGCCAUGUGGAUGAUACAUAUGAUGAUGGCGGCGCAAGCGGUGGCAUGUCUGAUCUCGAACCCAAGCAAGAAAUUAUAAAUAUCGAUGACUUUGUAUUGAUGAACGAGGAAAAUUCAUAUGAUGGGACAGAUUUUAUGACAUCCUCGGAUAAGGAUUUGUCGCAAUCCUCAUCAUCAUGCAUGACAAAUCUACCGGGUCUUGGUACCGGGGUGGAGCAUGAUUUGGUGGUACCGCUCAGUGACGGACUGCUCCAACAUAAGCUACUGGGAACCACACACGCCAUUGUCAACACGACGAACGCCGCCCCGCUACCGUCUCUCUGCACCAACAAUGCAGGAAGCAAUGCCUUUGGCAACAUUAUGGUCUCAGGCGAACCGCUCAAGAGCCAGCAAUACAGCCUGAGUGAUGGUGGUGGUAAAAGUGGUGUUGCACUUGGCAGUGGUGGUGGUGGUAGCGCUGGCAGUGGUGGCAGCACAAUGCGCUCCCAACGCAAAACGCGCAAAAUUGAGCCGGUAAACAGGCCAGGACUCGUGCUUAAAACGCCGAUAGCCUAUAAGGGCAACAUUGAUCCGUCGGUGAUACCGAUACAAAAAGAUGGCAUGGCUGUCUGUGAACGUUGCGGCGCCAUCGGUGUGAAGCACACAUUCUAUACAAAAUCCCGUCGUUUUUGUAGUAUGGCCUGCGCUCGUGGCGAACUAUAUUCCCUCGUUUUGAACAGUAAAAUGGAUGCACAGCAAUCUGCAAGUCCGCCCGCACCUGUCGUUACUGGCAACAACAGCAGCUUGGAUAAUGUUGUCGACUCGUUGCCGCCAAGCAGUGAGGAUCAGCAACAACAUCAGUCUGACAUUGAGCUCGCUCUGCGAGCCGCCCACAUUAAGAAUGCGAACUAUCGUUUCCGCAUAACAGACCAAUCGAAGAUAACACAGCUCAAUGGCUUCGGUGAGCCCAUGUCCCUGAUCGGCGAUGCAGCCUCAAAUGUACAAAUGGCCGCAGACGAGACCAUUGCAGCUCUAAACGGAGGCGCGGUUGGCGACGCCGCGACGCCAACCACAGCAAAUGGGGGCGGUGGUAUUGAGGGUGAUGCCAACAGUAAUACCUCACCAGCAACUAACUCUAACUCAUCGUAUCCGACACCGAAGGCCUUACGCAUGUUUCGCGAUGUUUUUCCUCAGGAUGAGCUGCCUCAAAUACCCAAAUAUGAACGUCUUCCAGCGUCGUGUCCGCAAAUGGAGAAAAUCAUUAGUAUUCGGAGACGUCUAUACGAUCCUUCACAUUCGCACGACUGGAUGCCGCGUCUGGGAAAAACAAACUUUGUGGCUGCCCCCGUCACCUGUUUUCCACAUGCACCCGGCUACGAAGUCUGGGAUAAUUUGGGUGUGCAGAUGAAGGUGGAGGUAGAGAACACAGAUUGCGAUAACAUCGAAGUAAUUCAACCAGGUCAGACCCCCACCUCGUUUUGGGUUGCCACCAUUCUGGAGAUUAGUGGCUACAAGGCUCUUAUGCGCUAUGAGGGCUUUGAUACGGGCUCGCAUGAUUUUUGGGUGAAUCUAUGCAAUGCCGAGGUGCACUCCGUCGGAUGGUGUGCAACGCGGGGCAAGCCUUUGAUACCACCACGCAGCAUCGAGCACAAGUACAAGGAUUGGAAAGACUUUCUGGUGGAACGCUUAUCUGGCGCACGGACGCUCCCCUCGAGUUUUUAUAACAAAAUUAACGAUAGCAUGCAGUCACGUUUUCGUCUAGGUCUGAAUCUCGAGUGCGUCGAUAAGGAUCGCAUAUCCCAAGUGCGACUAGCCACCGUCACCAAAAUUGUAGGCAAGCGCCUCUUCUUGCGCUACUUUGACUCGGACGAUGGGUUUUGGUGUCAUGAGGACUCGCCCAUUAUACACCCCGUGGGGUGGGCUACUACAGUGGGACAUAAUUUGGCUGCGCCACAAGACUAUCUGGAGCGCAUGUUAGCGGGUCGUGAGGCCAUGAUUGAGGUGCAUGAGGACGAUGCUACAAUCGAACUCUUCAAAAUGAAUUUCACCUUUGACGAAUAUUUCCUGGAUGGCAAGACGAACGGCUUCAUCGAAGGCAUGAAAAUUGAAGCAGUUGAUCCACUCAACCUUAGCUCUAUUUGCCCGGCCACUGUUAUGGCGGUCCUAAAGUUUGGCUACAUGAUGAUACGCAUAGAUUCGUACCAGCCGGACGCAUCAGGGUCAGAUUGGUUUUGCUACCACGAGAAGUCGCCCUGCAUCUUCCCAGCUGGUUUUUGUGCCUCAAACAAUAUUACUGUGACUCCGCCCAAUGGCUAUGAUGCACGCACCUUCACCUGGGAUGGCUAUUUGCGCGAUACUGGUGCUAUAGCGGCCGGUCAGCAUCUGUUCCAUCGUGUGGUGCCUGAUCACGGCUUUGAGGCCGGCAUGAGCUUGGAGUGUGCUGAUCUUAUGGACCCCCGGCUCGUUUGUGUAGCUACUGUGGCACGCGUUGUUGGUCGCCUGUUGAAGGUCCACUUUGACGGUUGGACGGAUGAGUAUGACCAGUGGCUCGACUGCGAGUCCGCGGACAUCUAUCCAGUUGGCUGGUGUGUACUUGUAGGUCAUAAACUUGAAGGCCCACCGCGGGUUUCGCAGCAGCAAGUGCCCAAAGCAACUCCAAAGACAAAGGUACAGAAAAAGAAGAAGACCAAAAAAGGCACCAAUGGUGCCUCGCCAUCUAGUGGAGCUACUAAGCAAGCGCCUGACACCAAGACAACAACAGCGACAGUAAAAUCACGCACAAUCGCUUUGAAGACAACGCCCCAUUUGCCCAAGCUAAGCAUUAAGCUCGAACUGAAGCCCGAACAUCACAAUGCAGCAUUCUAUGAAAACAGCCAGCCCGAGGAGGAGGAUGAUGAGUAUGGAGAUGCCGAUGGGGACGGUAGCACCAGCCAUGUAUCCGAGCAGUCAACUACACAAUCAAUUGCCACCGAUCAGGGAUGCGGCGGAGCCGGCACAACGCCAGCCGCAGCGGUAACGCCCAUUGUGGCCAACAAAACAACGGUAAAGAAACCUUCCACUACUAAAUCUCCUGCGCCACCAACUGUGGGUCGCAAAGCCACUAGCUACAUUGCGAACUCAGCGGUGACCAACAGCAAGUACAUUCCACGUCUCGCGGACAUAGAUUCCAAUGAAGCUCAAGUGGACCUUAUGCCCGAAUCUUGGAACGUUUACGAUGUGUCGCAAUUUUUGCGGGUCAACGACUGCACUGCCCACUGCGACACAUUUAGUCGGAACAAAAUCGAUGGCAAGCGGCUGCUGCAGCUGACCAAGGACGAUAUCAUUCCCCUGCUGGGAAUGAAAGUGGGACCAGCGCUGAAAAUCUCCGAUCUAAUUGCCCAGCUUAAGUGCAAAAUAAAUCCCGGUAAGGCUCGAUCGCACAAAACCAACAAGACGUCGUUUUUAUAGUGCGUGUUAAGUUGGCGCACUCUUCCAAUGCUGCUAAUUCGGCUGAAGGUUUAGGAAAAGCAGAAUAUACAUAAACACAUGUGUGAAAAAUGAAAUAACAAACAUAAGCUGCUAUUGCACAUCUUAGUUGAUCACACAAUUGUUAUUUUCGAACAGGGAGUUCAUAGACACAUGCCCUUUAACGUACACAUUUGCAUAUACAUACUACUUUAUACUACACAUAUAGUAUUUUGUUAGAACUUGAAAUUGAAACACAUACGUUGCCUAUAAUGGAAUAAAAUAUCCACAUACAAUUUGUAUAACAACUAAUUCAAGUCUCACAUCGCGCUAUUUUGUACGAUUAGUCGCGAUUAGUAAUACGCAAUGUUAUCAGUCCGAGUUUCUAUAUACAUACAUAUAUAGAACGUGAAUUGAAAAAGGUAUAAAUUUUAUUACACAUACAUAUUUUUAUAAUAGCUCAAAUAAGUGAAGAGGAAAUAAAUAUAUAAGAUUGUUAAAUGUACAUAGGUUUUGUGCUUGUGUGGAAACUCAGCCGCAAGCUAACUCAACCAACUAUAUUAAAGCCCAAUAAUGAAGGUAUCUACAAAUCAGACAGCUUGUAGAGCAUCAUCCAGUUUAAAAAAAAAACCGCACCUAGUCUGUAAGUCAGAGUUACAAGCAAACAGUUACAUGAGAAGUUCAUCUCGAAACUUGUCACAUAUUCUAGUUUGCAAUAAUCAUAUGCGUGUACUUUUUUUAAAAAGGAACCUUACUUAUUUAUUAGCUUACGUACAUAUAAGGAAAUAUAGCAGCU